CCGUUUCCAGAUAAUCAUGUCAACUAUUGGAGAGGAAAGAUGUCCAACAGCGAACACUGGAGAUUCGAGAUGGGAUUCUUACAAGGUUGGAAUGACGGGAAACUCUUUUUCAGUUUUCCUGGCAAUACGUCCCUUUCGGAGAUCGGAUACAAGGCAGAAUGGACCAAAAGAAGGGUGGCGGAGCAUGCAGCCGCAAAGGGUGGUGGAGAUCACCUUUGGGAAUUUGGUAGGCCUCCUUCGGUUCUUGUAGAGUUUCAUUCUGACAAUUCAUCUUCACAGAGCAUGGGCUUCAGCAGGGAUAUUCCACCAUUCUAA
Molecule: messenger RNA, 315 nt
Organism: Acaulospora colombiana
Lineage: Eukaryota; Fungi; Glomeromycota; Glomeromycetes; Diversisporales; Acaulosporaceae
Source: the annotation of a GenBank genome assembly